Vombatus ursinus (common wombat) is the source of this 1018-nucleotide messenger RNA. RefSeq names its product odd-skipped related transcription factor 1 (gene OSR1). Gene Ontology annotation, molecular function: RNA polymerase II transcription regulatory region sequence-specific DNA binding; DNA-binding transcription factor activity, RNA polymerase II-specific. The transcript has 3 exons. The record is from RefSeq and is a predicted model, not a curated record. Bases 69 to 866 code for a protein of 265 amino acids. Lineage: Eukaryota; Metazoa; Chordata; Mammalia; Diprotodontia; Vombatidae. Gene Ontology annotation, cellular component: nucleus. Gene Ontology annotation, biological process: regulation of transcription by RNA polymerase II; embryo development; urogenital system development.
GACAGGCAGAGAGACGAACGUCGGGGAACCGAGGCUCCUAGAGGGUUGGCAAUUGUGUCGCUACCGCCAUGGGCAGCAAGACCCUGCCGGCUCCCGUGCCCAUCCACCCGUCGCUUCAGCUCACCAACUACUCGUUCCUGCAGGCUGUGAACGGGCUGCCAGCUGUGCCCUCGGAUCACGUGCCCAACCUGUACGGCUUUAGUGCCCUGCACGCUGUGCACCUGCACCAGUGGACCCUGGGCUACCCUGCCGUACACCUGCCGCGCUCCACUUUCUCCAAGGUGCCCGGCGCCGUGUCCAGCCUCGUGGACGCCCGCCUGCCGUUACCUGCCUUCCCCUGGUUCCCGCACGUUAUUCAGCCCAAGCCUCAGGACGGGGGGGCUGGCGGGCCGCCGCUCAAGGCCAAGCCGCGCUUCGACUUCGCCAACCUGGCUUUGGCCGCUACCCAGGAGGACCCGUCCAAGCUCGGCCACGCCGAGGGCCCUGGCUCGCCUCCACCCGGGCUCAGCGCCCUGCUCGACGUGAGCAAGCUGUCGCCGGAGAAGAAGCCCACCCGGGGCCGCCUGCCCUCCAAGACCAAGAAGGAGUUUGUCUGCAAAUUUUGCGGUCGUCACUUCACCAAGUCCUAUAACCUGCUGAUUCACGAGCGAACGCACACGGACGAGAGGCCCUACACUUGUGACAUUUGCCACAAGGCGUUCCGGAGACAAGACCACCUCCGCGACCACAGGUAUAUACACUCCAAAGAGAAGCCCUUCAAGUGCCAGGAAUGCGGGAAGGGAUUUUGCCAGUCCAGGACUCUAGCCGUCCACAAGACGCUGCACACGCAAGUGAAGGAUCUCAAAGUCAACAAAAUCACAUGCUGAAGGCCCGCGCGCACCAGGGCCCAUCGGCAGAACUCGGAGGAAGUAGCCUCCGCCCCUGGUCCCAGGCAAGAGCCCGAGACCCCUUAGCCUGGAGCAAAGAAAGGCGGUGCCAGCCACUGGCAGGGCCGGGAGCGAAGGCCGGGCUCUGCCUC